CUUGCUCGAUCUUCUUCGUUACGUGUAAUGGAUUGGCGCAAUUGCAACCUGACACCACUCUGGAUUCUGUUUCUGUUUCUUUUAUUGCUUUUUCUUGGAUCAAUCAGAAAAGAAAUGCGGAUCGAUGGAGGAUGUGGUGAAGGCGGAGUUGGCUGUGUUUUUUGCUCUCUUUUCUGCUGGGUGUAAUGUUUGUUCUGCGUCCACGUUGCUCUUUUCCUUUGGCGUUUCGAAUGCACUUGAUAUGGGGAUCAAUCAUUUUUUUUGUUUAUUCUUCACUUUAUCCCCUCAUGUUUUCUCGACGAUUAUCCCUGUGUUUGAUCAUCCUGUAUGUACAUACAAACGAGAUAUUCUUUCUCGGCCGGAUAGAUACACUGCUGCGACAGUGGUGGUCGCAAAAGACUGCAUGGGAUAUCACUCGCCGUGAAAAUCCGUCCGAGACUGGUCUUCCGGCAGCAGAAUU
Tricharina praecox is the source of this 460-nucleotide messenger RNA. RefSeq lists its product as uncharacterized. The transcript has a single exon. NCBI's taxonomy places the organism in Eukaryota, Fungi, Ascomycota, Pezizomycetes, Pezizales, Pyronemataceae. The record is from RefSeq and is a predicted model, not a curated record. The coding region runs from base 125 to 424 and encodes 99 amino acids.